Molecule: messenger RNA, 1450 nt
Organism: Trifolium pratense (red clover)
Lineage: Eukaryota; Viridiplantae; Streptophyta; Magnoliopsida; Fabales; Fabaceae
Product: GATA transcription factor 5-like
Exons: 2
Coding region: 266-1189 (307 amino acids)
Biological process (GO): positive regulation of DNA-templated transcription
Cellular component (GO): nucleus
Molecular function (GO): sequence-specific DNA binding; zinc ion binding
Source: RefSeq, a predicted model, not a curated record
UAGUAAUCCAUCAUUCAAUGCUUUACCAAACUCACCAUCCAAAAUUCUCUUUCAAUUUCAUCCCUUCACUUCUUUCACUACUCCUCACUUCUCAACUACAUCCCUUUCCUCUCUACCUUCUCUCCAUCUAUUUCUCUCUUCUGCUAAACUAUCCUAUUCCACAUUCACAUAAACUUCAACUUCAUUUUUUUACUUUUCCUACAAAUUAAAAACAUAAUUAAAUUUAAUUUAUAUUAUUUAUUUAAUUUUACAGCCCAAAACACAAAUGGAAUGUGUGAAAACAGCAGAAACAGCUUUAAAAAGCAGUUUCACCAUAACCACAACCAUGAAACUCACUCCACAAACUUUGUUAGAAGAAUUAUCUUCUUCUAAUGUCCAAGACAUAGCUCCUAUCGAUGAUUUCUUUGUCGAUGAUUUCCUUAACUUUUCCAACGAAGAACAAGAACAAGAACAAGAACAACAAAACAUUCUAGAAGAAAAACAACAAAACAUUCUAGAAGAAAAACAACAAAACCAAACCCCUCAACAAAAUACCCAAAAUCAAAACGAAAUUUCUCACCCAUUAAUCAACGACCAUUUUUCUUCAUUACCCACUUCCGAACUCACCGUUCCGGUAGAAGAAGCUGCUGAUUUAGAAUGGUUAUCAUAUUUCGUUGAAGAUUCAUUCUCAGAAUUUGCCAUAACAGAAAAUCUUCAAGAAAAAGCUUCUGAACAAAAACCCACGUUUUCAACGCCGUGUUUCAAACCUCCGGUACCGGCGAAAGCAAGAAGCAAAAGAACAAGAACCGGUGUUCGUGUAUGGCCAAUUUCGUUAAUGGAUUCAUCUUCAACUUCUAGCUCAACUACCCUUUCUUCUUCAUCCUCACACCAUGAAGAAUGUUCCAAGCCGCCGGAGAAAAAGAAGAGAGUGAGUUUGCCGGACGGAGAAGGGAGAGGUGUGCCUCGGCGGUGUAGUCAUUGUGGUGUUACAAAAACUCCUCAGUGGCGAACCGGACCGGUUGGACCCAAAACGCUUUGUAAUGCUUGUGGAGUUCGUUAUAAAUCGGGUCGGUUGUUACCCGAAUAUAGACCCGCUUGUAGCCCGACUUUUUCGACUGAGUUGCAUUCUAAUCAUCACCGGAAAGUUCUUGAGAUGCGGCGGAAGAAGGAGGAUGUUCCUGGUUCGCCACUCACUGUUCCCGGUUUUUGAUUAGUUAAUUUUCUUUUUUAUUUAGUUAGAGAAAAAAAAAACUAGGUUGAGUAAUGAGUUUAAAUUAUUGAGUCUUUUUAUUUUUAUAUUUUAUUUUAGUGCGUAAAUAUUUGUUUUUUGAAAGUGUGUCAAGUGAGUGAGGUAGGAGUCGCUCACUAUUAGGUGUUACCACUAUAACUUAGGUUACACUUUUUUUUCCUCGGUAACCUAGCUAUCUUCUAUGCGUAAUUGCAAAAAUUAAUGAGCAUCGAAUUCAUCCUA